AUUUGUCUUUGACAGCUGUCAUCAUUUUCAUCAUCUUUGAGUUUCCAAAGAUGACUCAGAUAAUGAAGAGUUGUUUCAUCUCUCUGGCCAUUCUGUUUAUUUGGCGAGUGGAGACAGGAGCAGCACAGGUCUGCAUUUGUCCUCUUAGGAUGUCUUCCUUGGAGGAUCUCUGCAACUCAGAAGCUGUAAUCAGCGUAUCUGUCAUUGGAAAGAAGGAGGUUGACAAUGGAGCAAUGAUCAAAUAUAGCGUUCAUGCCAUCCAGGUGUACAAAGGCCCUGUGGGGGGAAUUGAUGCUGUCUACUCUCCCUUGGGAUGUGCAGUUGAUUUGCAGGCUGAUUGGACACAGUAUGUUAUCACAGGUAGUCUGGAAGCUGAUGGGACGGUGCACAUCACAUCCUGUAACUUCAUAAAGCUGUGGGAUGAGUUGAGUACAGCUGAGCUCAACCUGCUUAAAAACUAUCAGAACAGGUGUAGAUGAACAUUGAAGAUCUAUAUUGUUUCUGAGAUGGUCUCAAAUAAAAAAUCAAAAGGUUAUUUGACUUUUUUUCUUGUGCAAGAAACAUGCAGUGUGUAUGUAAGAGGAAUAUGAUAUAUUGCAGGUUUUGUUUUAAUAACUCUCCACUCUGCCAUUUUGUUUUACUGACCACUCUUGAAUAAUGGCAAAUGAAAAUAAAUUUAUACAGCGUGUCUAGAUAUAGAAUAUGAAACUCUUAAUGAUAUUGAUAAAACAUGUAGGUACGAUUCUUGGCAGAGUCUUGGUUUAUAGUAGUAGUGUUGAACAAAAGUGGCAAAGCAUUGUGAAAAUGUAGAUAUACACUUUAGUUUGCAUAUAAGGAGCUGCUGCUGAAUGUUUCUUUGCAUCCCAAGUGUAAUUUGUUUUGAUCCACUCAUAAAAAUUCCCUGAAAUAUG
This is a messenger RNA of Austrofundulus limnaeus, 911 nucleotides long. Its product is annotated as metalloproteinase inhibitor 2. NCBI's taxonomy places the organism in Eukaryota, Metazoa, Chordata, Actinopteri, Cyprinodontiformes, Rivulidae. The transcript is spliced from 4 exons. Gene Ontology annotation, cellular component: extracellular matrix. Bases 51 to 479 code for a protein of 142 amino acids. The record is from RefSeq and is a predicted model, not a curated record. Gene Ontology annotation, biological process: response to cytokine; negative regulation of membrane protein ectodomain proteolysis; negative regulation of endopeptidase activity. Gene Ontology annotation, molecular function: metalloendopeptidase inhibitor activity; protease binding.